AUCCAUACAGGGCAUGGUGAGGAGGAUAGCAGGGCAUGCUGGCUGUACAGUGGUUCGUAAAUGCCCAUUUCAUUUCGUUAGCGUGCCUGUUGCUGAUGUAUAAUUAGAUCAUCAUGACAAAGUCAUAUUACUCCAACAUUGAGCUUUCUCGUCCAAUAUGUGUAUCUUGAAAAUGAUGAAGGCGUUACUGCAGGAAAGGUCAUUUUAGUGGUUUUAUUUUUGUGUGAACAGACUGCCAUUCUGCGUACAUAGUUCAUCAAUGUAUCGGCUGAAUUUGGCUGUGGACAACGGCUGCAGAGGAGUGUAUCCUUGUAACGAUGUGUGAUGUUUGUUGGAAUCGGACUGAAUUUAGAACAAAGUAUAUUCACUGACGGUAAUUGAUAUUCAGUUUCAUGCAUCGACCACCAAUAUGAUCGGACCGGAGUAUAUAGAUCCAUCAGUUACCGAGGCAACGGCAAACUCCCGAGGUGGGCUAGAGGAAUUCAAUCCUUUUGAAGACUCAAACAGACAGGCAAGUAAUGGUUCCAAAACAACACCAGUGGCUGCCCCAUUACCAGUUAAACCCCAGCAACAGCCAGCCGUGAUGGCACCAACAUCAGAGUUACCACCAUCAUACACACAGUCAGCAGCCCAACCAGCUGUUAGUGAAGGAGCAGCAGAAUUACAAAAGAGACAGGAAGAGCUAGAAAGGAAAGCUGCGGAACUUUCAAGAAGAGAACAACAAAUGAGAAGUGCACAAUAUAACACACGAGAGAACAAUUGGCCACCGCUUCCCAAAUGGUUUCCUCUCCAGCCCUGUUUCUAUCAAGACUUUGCUGUUGAUAUCCCCUUGGAAUUCCAGAGGACAGUCAAAUUGGGAUAUUAUCUUUGGAUUGUAUAUUCGCUGUUAUUGUUCAUAAACCUGUGGAUCGUCCUUGCCUACUUUGCCGUUUUCAAAGGAGGAAACGCCGGGCUCUGUUUUGGAUUAGCCAUUCUCUUUCUGGUCCUCAAUGUGCCAUGUUCCUUCAUCUGUUGGUACCGAGCAUUAUACAAAGCUUUCAGGAGUGACAGCUCCUUCAACUUCUUUCUCUUUUUCUUCAUUUUUUUCUUCCAAUUUAUUGUUACUGUUGUGCAAGCGAUAGGCAUUGAUCAGUUCGGAACAGUGGGCUGGGUUAAUGGGUUGCAGUCAAUGGGCAAAGCUGAAAAUGUUUCUGGAAAGGCCAUCGCCGGAUGUAUGUUAAUAAAUGCAGCUCUUUUCACCACAAUGGCCGUCCUAGAUGUCAUCUAUCUGCAAAAGGUCCAUGCACUGUACAGAGGUACAGGCGCCAGCUUCUCAAAGGCCCAGGAAGAGUUUGCGAGGGGUGUCGUCACCAACCCUGGUGUACAGACCGCGACAAGAGAAGCCGCGGCCAGCGCUGUGAGCGGCGCCACCACAUCCAUGUUCAGCUCCGGUGGAGGAGCGGGAAACAACAGAAUGUGAGCCGGAGACAUUUGACAGGAAAAUGGACGUUUGUAUAAUCGGCUCUACCUGGAGCCAGUUUAGUUUUGAUGAUUACCUAGAACCAGGGGUUGAUAACGACCACAAGAGAAUUGUGUUUCCUGAUGAAGGCUAUGGAGUAACAUCAUGGAAGAAUGAUACGCUACAGUAUGUCAAUUUUUUUUCAUAAAAUGACUAAUCUACUUCUCUUCUAUGUCAAACUCUUGCAAUAUCAGUUACAAAAAUAUAAUUAAUAUUAUUAAUGACAGUCUAAGCAAGUUGUGAAACAAACAUGGUAAUCUUGCACUUAUUUUCAUGAUUAAAAUUCCUGGAAAGACACAUUUUAUAUCUAUAUCUACCGUAUAUUUAUCUCACCAUUAUGUCUUUUUCAUUAUAAUCAAUUCCUGUCUUUGUGUCAAAGGUCUCAUUGCCUUUAUUUUCACAGUGUUAUAAUGCAAUGAAUUUCUGAUGAAAAGAAUGGAGGGGACUAAUAUGAAUUCCAUGUACCUCUGAUGGUAUGGUGAAAUGAUAUUAUUGAAUUGAUUUACCAUUAAGGCUCAUAUCUGGAGAACCUCAUUGAAACCAAUCUUUAAUGACAUAUGCAAUCAUCAAGUUGACAACAGACUUGGAAAAGGCUAAUGAGUGGAGACUGAAUUACGGACCUUGAUUGAUUUAAUGAUAUGGUGUCAUUGAUAGAAUUUAAAUUGUGUAUUUUCUAUUCGAAAUUGGUUGGUUUGCCUGACUGUUAAGAUAGGACAGCGAAGAGAGACUGGAUUACAAGGAUUAGAGUGGAUAGGUCACGAUGGUUUGUGGCAUAGGUUUUUUUUUCAGUUUGUUGCGUAUGAUUAUAUUCAAAUGGAUAGAUAAAGAACAAAGAUUAUGAAUCUUUUGAAAUGAAUGAUAAAUUAACGGCUCAAGAGUGCUAUUCUUGAAAUGCUACUGUGGUUCCCGUAUAACACGCUUCAUUCUAUAAGGGGGGGGGGGUGUUAAAGAUGAUUUCAGUCAGAGACGCCACGUUAAAACAACUUUGUGUGAGAUUUUCAUGACUCGGCGUCAUGGUGUGUGCAUGUGCUGGGUAGAGAACCAACCAAGUGGUUGCCCCCGCUCUAUGGCAACCUAGCUCACUGUGCUCCAAAGUUUCGUCUGUGAUCAUGUGAUAUCGGAGACAUCUGCAUGUACAUGAUAUUGUUUAAUAAAAAAUAAGUGAAAAAGACGCCUGUUUGAAGGAUCAUAUGAGAUUAUUUCUGAUAUCAAGAUACAACUUUGCAAUUGGUAACAAAAUACUUCACAAGAUCUCAGUUAAUUGCAGUCAUUAAUAUUUAUGAUCUAUUAUAUAAACAAUACCAUGACCUUUGUCAGGUUUCAAUAUAUAUAUUGUUAGAUAUAUGACUUUGUGAAAACAUUUAUUUUCUAUUUCAUUCCAUAUGUUAAGUUAUGUUAAGUGAUGACAUCCCAAAUGUGAACCCUUCUGUGAUAUUUUUGUAUUUCUAUAAUGCUAUAUUUAUACAUGUGACCUAGUUUUGAAAGUCUAUGGGGGAUAUUUAAAGUCUUACGGUGAAGUAUUUCCAUUUAAAGUAAUAUUGACCAUUUGAAAUUUAAUAACUUGAUGAAGGGAUAUCAAAAAUAUGUCUGCUGUAAAUUAGGUGUUGGCCGCUGUCAAACAGAUCAGUUUCAUUACAAGUUUUCCUUGUUGUUUGAUGGACAAUUUCAUUUGUAUCCUUCCAAGACAAUUAUAUUUGAUGUAUUUGCCUAUGAUUUGCAAAGUAUCUCCCCUUGAAUCCAUUCUUAGAAUGUGUCAUUAUGGUGAAUAAGACAAUAGCUUAUCAGAAGUAGAAGAUUUGAUAUGUGUAUAACACUUUCAAUUUGUUCUCAGUGAGAUGUUUUAUAUUCAAUAUUUAUAAAAGCUUAUGUAAGUUGUGUAUUAUGAUAGUGAUUAAUACUAGAUAUAUGUCUUUACAUAUGUGGAAUAUGACACAACUGAUAUAAGAGUAUAAAAAUGAAAUAGUAGAAAAUUUGGUAAUACAUGCCCUUGGGGUAUAGAGGAAUGGUACAUCAUUAAUAAUUACAAUUUCUGCAAUCACAUUAUAAUUGAAAGAUGCCCAAGCCAGGAGAUAAUCUUGUGAUGAUUUGUAACUUAUAGAUGCCCAAGCCAGGAGAUAAUCUUGUGAAUAUUUGUAACUUAAAGAUGCCCAAGCCAGGAGAUAAUCUUGUGAAGAUUGUGACAUGAAGUAUUCUAUAACUUGCUAUGAAUUGAACUAGAGAGGGAGUCCUUUCGGCUGCAAAAAAGCAAGUGUUGUGUCUUUGCAGUAUUUUAUACUGUUAUAGACCAGUUCGUAGUUACUCAUGGACAAUUUUCGGUCAAAUGACCUUUCAUUUCUUUCAUUAUGAUAGGCAGAUUUCAAAGCAAAACAUUACGUAAGCUUGCCUCACAUAGCAGGAUGAAGAAAUCGAAUAGACCAGGUGACUAGAAUAGCACACCAAUGAACACUUUAUGAAGGUAUUUGUUGCAUUCCUACUUUGAAUGCAUAUCAUAGCAUGUUGCACAAUGUACUUGGCAAACUGUGAAAACCAGUCGUUCGUGGACGCGUUGUUGUUUUUUGUGGAUGUAAAUGAAAACCACAAUUCAAAAGAAUAUAUGAAUAAUCAAGACAUCAAAGUUGGUGCUUAUCUCAUUAGAUUUUAAACCACCAUGUCACUUUAGUACAAAUGACCUUCCUCUGAUCAUGCGUAGAAUCUUUUGAUCAUGCGCAGAAAGGAACUACGAACUGGCUUAUUAUGGAAGCAUUGCUGGGUAAUGAAAAAUAACUUUCCCCACAAAUAUCAAAUUAUACACAUUUAAACUGUACAAAGGAUGAAAAAAAAACCAACACCUUUCUAGCAAAGAAUACCCUUUCCACCUCAUCAAAAUACUGCAAUUCUGUUUAUGAGUUUGGUAUACCUGUAGCGACUUCCUUUAUUUUUUUUGUCGCAGUGCUUCUUCAAUCAGAACUCAUUUUCUCAUGAUAUUCCAUCCUAAGCUGCAUGCAUUAUGGGCAAAAUAUUUUAUUCUCUCUUUCUGUAGUCAAAUAAUUAUUUGUAUUCCAUAGUUUUUCAUGGAGGUUACCCAAAUGAUUGAUCUAUGCUGUGCUUGAAAUAUUCCUUACAUUUCAACAUGGUUUUAAACUCAUGUUUGGGAGAUCAAGUCGAUGGAAAAUGUAUAUAUCUCAUCAAUGCUAGGCAUUCCCCCCACAUAGUUAUAUUGGUUGUCUUUUUGAACUGCCACAAAUAUAUAUAUGAACCGUCAAUAAAAAGGAAAAAAGUCAUGAAUAACUUUCUUUAUUGAUGGAAGAGUUUUUAUAAUACUCUCCCAGACACUUGACCUUUAAAACAAAUUCUUUACUAUUUGCAGAUAUAUUUUACGAGUAUUUUUAUUUUGUUUAUUAGUAUGCUAUCCUUUGUUAAUUCUCUGUCAUGGUUUACAUUUUGUAGAUAUAUUUCCAUAGAUAUUUUUGUUGUUGAUAGUAGAUACACACAAAAAAAGAAAGCAAUUUAUAGUACUAUUGUUGUAAUAAAAAAAAAUACUGCAAUUGAUAGGGAAAUGCAUUUUCAGUAAACUAGUUAUGUAUUUGUGUUUGAUCCUUUGCUAUAGAAAUUAUGUAGAUAGUGUAGGUCAUUUUUUAAUGAAUAUAGAUCGUGAUAUUGAUCAAAAUUGCAUUGUGAUUCAUGGAGCAUACAAGUUCAAUGGGAAGUAUACUGUACCGUAGUAGGCACGCAAGUCAGUUUUGAUAUUUUUAAAAAUUGAUUCACCUCCAUAUAUGUAAUAUUCCUUAUCUAUUUUAGUUGAAACUUCUCAUUUAUGGCAUAGACUCUUGACAAGUUUAAUUCAGUUGUUGAUAUAGAUUGGCUUGUAAUUUGUAGAUAGGUCAUAUCUAUGUGAAAUUGUUGUAAGUGAAAGGGCAAUGGAAAUGGGCUGUUUUCAAAUUCAUUGAAUUCAGAUAGGUUAAUCUUAUCUAAUGCAUAUUUUGAAUUCAAAAGCCCUCUUAAGAUGGCAGGAAAUGUGUUUGUUCAAUGCAUGAUUAUUAUGGCAUGGUUUUGUUAUUUUACCAGACAUGAUUUGUUUUUCACUAAUUCCAAAAUUUCAGUAUAAAAUGUCCUGAAAUAGCAAAGUUUCAUUAAUUAGACAAUGGCUUGUAUUCAUUCAUGGGAAUGACAUUAAAAUUCAGUAGUAUAAUGAGGUUCACGCAAAGAGCCACUCAAGAAGAAAAUCAAGUUAUCAUUUCCGAUGGGUUCCACAUCCACCUGUGUUAAUCAUGUUUGUUUGCUAUGCUUUCAUACAUUGAGGGCUCUAUGGAAAGUGAUUCGAAAGUACAUUUUCUCAUGGUAUCUUAAAAAUUUAAAAUAAUUUUUUUUUCAAAGAAAUGUUCCUACCUGAAUAGUAUUCUGAUAUUUAUGAAUCAAUUUUCAUCAAAAGCGGAUUUUGAACCUUUUGGAGGUGAUCUUUUUAGAUGCAAUUUUUCAAUGAGACGAUAAUUAAUCCCUCUUGCAGCUCAAAAAGUUGUACUGGGUUUUGAUUGUCUGACAGAUAACAAUUGGUUGUAUAUAUUUUUCUUUAUACAAAUAUUCAGCACUCCUUGAGCUGUCUAGCAAAUCUUUAUAUUUGUAACAAUGUAGUAUUGAGCACAAAGUUAUUAUAUAAGAGCCAUGUAUACCCAAAUCUGCCUAAUUAAAUGUUUUUAAAAUCAAAAGGACUUGAUUCAGAACAUUUUGGUGCACAUCUCUAAAUUAUUUUAUCAUUUAUAUUACUGGAAGUUUUAGCUACAUGAAUGUGAAAUGAAUAUUUCUAUGGAAAUAUCUUACAGGGGAAAACUAAAGCAUUACUAUGUAUAUGAUGUAAUCAGAAUGAUUUAUAUAUGUAUAACUCUUUUAUGAUGGAACAUGAUGGUUGAAUGAAAUUAUUUGGUUUGUAUAGUAACAUAUGCAUAAAUACAGAGGGGAAACAUUUCAUACAUAAUUGCAGUCAUUGUCUUGUUUAACUUUAUUUAAAUUGUAUUCUUGACUUGUUUCCCAUUAAAGACUUGCAUAGACCUAUCUGA
Molecule: messenger RNA, 6528 nt
Organism: Lytechinus pictus (painted urchin)
Lineage: Eukaryota; Metazoa; Echinodermata; Echinoidea; Temnopleuroida; Toxopneustidae
Product: secretory carrier-associated membrane protein 1-like
Exons: 9
Coding region: 410-1459 (349 amino acids)
Biological process (GO): protein transport
Cellular component (GO): trans-Golgi network membrane; recycling endosome membrane
Source: RefSeq, a predicted model, not a curated record